AUGGUGUACUGUGCAGGUGAAGGUGCUCUCUGUUCUGAGUGUGGGCAUGAAGGUCCACGUUCAGCAACUGGGGUUGGCCCCCCAGUCACAGGGGCCUGCGUGUCCGUSGUGCAGCACCUGGUGAGACCACAGUGUGUGAAUGCAGCGUGUGCGGGUGUCAGCGAGGAACUGCUAGCAAAUACGGAGUUCAAGGACCCACUUGGUAGGAUAAGACUCUUGGGAGCCAGGUAUUGCGGUGGCCAGAUACCAGAGAGUGGUAGACAAGAAUGUGACCUUUUCACUCUAUACGACAUCAAAAAGGUUAUGUACAAUUGUGCUUCUAUUGAGGUUGAUGGUGAAUGUGCUUCAGCAGCCACAGCAGAAUCACACAUCCGCUUUGACCUAAGCUUCAGGCAAUGCUCUGAUCUGGCAGAGCCUAAUAUCUCGGAUUACAUUUAUGAGGAAGACCUAAUUACAGAACCGUGUUCUAAGACGGAAGUCAGAAACUUCACAAAAGUAUUUCUGCCAGUUGCAUAUUCGUUGAUUUGUGUCAUCGGCCUAGUUGGUAACAUCUUUGUAGUGAUGACUUUUACUUUAUAUGAAAGAACCAAGUCCAUGACGGACGUAUACCUCCUCAACAUGGCAAUUGCAGAUAUCCUGUUUGUUCUCACUCUCCCACUAUGGGCAGUGAAUUAUGCUGCUGACACAUGGAUUUUCAGCGAUUUCAUUUGCAAAAUGAGCAGAGGUAUCUACGCAAUCAACUUCAACUGCGGCAUGCUGCUUUUGACCUUCAUCAGUGUGGACCGCUACAUAGCUAUUGUACAGGCAACAAAGUCAUUUAAACUCAGGACAAGAAUGUUAACAUACAGUAAACUGAUUUGUUUGAUUGUAUGGAUAGCAUCAAUUUUGAUUUCCACUUCCUCUUUCCUAUACAGUAAAAGUUACACCUUCUCUAUCAAUGAAACCAAAGAAAUCUGUGAUCACAGUUACGACAAAUCUCCCGACAGCAUAACGCAGAAAUUAGUGCUGCUGAUUCUACAGUUUGGAUUUGGCUUUUUUAUCCCUUUUGUUUUCAUGAUUUUUUGCUACACGUUCAUUAUCAAAUCCUUGCAACAAACACAAAAUUCAAAAAGAAACAAAGCAAUCCGUGUGAUUGUAAUUAUUGUAGUUGUUUUCUUGGUUUGYCAGGUACCCCAUAACAUCAUUCUUCUCAUAACAGCCACAAAUCUGGGCAAGAUGGACAAAUCUUGUGACAGUGAAAAGAAAAUGGCAUAUGCAAAAUACACCACAGAAGCCAUCGCRUUCUUACACUGUUGCUUGAAUCCCGUGCUCUACGCAUUCAUUGGAGUGAAGUUCCGAAGCUACUUUGUGAAGAUAAUGAAAGAUCUGCGGUGCAUGAGAUACAAGAAAUACAACAGCCGAAGCUCAAGGACAAAUUCUGAUACUUACCAUUCAAGACAAACUAGUGAAAUUCUGAGCGAAAAUGCAUCUUCUUUUACUAUCUAA
Messenger RNA from Nothoprocta perdicaria, 1485 nucleotides. It is a transcript of the gene CCR6, whose product is annotated as C-C motif chemokine receptor 6. The record is from RefSeq and is a predicted model, not a curated record. Lineage: Eukaryota; Metazoa; Chordata; Aves; Tinamiformes; Tinamidae. Gene Ontology annotation, cellular component: membrane. Gene Ontology annotation, molecular function: chemokine receptor activity. The transcript has 5 exons. Gene Ontology annotation, biological process: thymocyte migration; chemotaxis; positive regulation of dendritic cell chemotaxis. The coding region runs from base 1 to 1485 and encodes 494 amino acids.